Ascochyta rabiei is the source of this 462-nucleotide messenger RNA. RefSeq lists its product as uncharacterized. The record is from RefSeq and is a predicted model, not a curated record. The transcript has a single exon. NCBI's taxonomy places the organism in Eukaryota, Fungi, Ascomycota, Dothideomycetes, Pleosporales, Didymellaceae. Bases 1 to 462 code for a protein of 153 amino acids.
AUGAGCAGCAUAGAGUACAUCGCAUACACAGAAAAUCUAGAUAAAGACGCAGACGAAGAUGAUCGCAAUCCGGCUUCGGCCGCUACCAGCGAACUCAUUUCGCCUACCAAAGGCGACUCCACCACUCCUCUCACAUCUCUAUCUGUCGUCUCUCCCCUCUCCCCUGUGUUUCCGGCGCUGGUGCGCACAAAGCGCAAAGCCAGCGGGUCGCUGGACGACGCGAAGGAAAAGGUGCUGCGCCUGCGCAGUAGUGCUGGUGGCGCUGACCAUAAUUGUAGACUUGUUCGGGUCGUCUACAACCAUAAAAAUUCUGUUGACGAAAAUGGUCUUCCUGACCGCAAACUUCUCCCCGGCGAGAUGAUUAGGCCGGACGGUGGAGCCUCUGUGCCUGCGAACAGAGAAGCAGCUGCGGCGGCGAAUGCUGUUUAUGAUUUGGCAGAGAAAGCCCUUCAGGGGUUUUGA